AUGGCGGAGAAAGCCUCGUCCAACUAUCCUGGCGUCUCAACAGAGCAGCAAGAGACGGUUCUAUCCAAUGCCUCCCUGGAGCCCUAUGGACCUUCGGGUUUUCGUGGGAUUUUAGUCUCCCAUUAUGUCGCGAUAUGUGCAGCCUUCUCCGCCAUCGGCGGCCUCCUUUUCGGCUACGACCAAGGUGUCAUCUCCGUCACCCUAGUCAUGGAUCAGUUUCUCGAACGGUUCCCGGAAGUCUCGGAUCACGCUGCUGGAUCCGGCUUCAAAAAGGGCCUCAUGACGGCGAUGAUCACAUUGGGUGCCUUUGUCGGUGCCAUGAAUCAGGGGUGGAUCGCCGACAUGAUUUCCCGGAAGCGAUCCAUCAUGGUUGCCGUUGUUGUUUUCACCAUCGGCUCAUCGAUCCAGACUUCGGCUGUCAACUACAACAUGUUAGUGGGUGGUCGCUUUAUCGGAGGCCUGGGUAUCGGCAUGCUUUCCAUGGUGGUCCCCUUAUACAUCUCUGAAAUAUCGCCUCCGGAGAUCCGCGGAUCUCUUCUCGUAUUCGAGCAGCUGUCCAUUGUCUUCGGGAUAGUCAUUUCCUUCUGGAUUACUUUCGGUACAAAGGAAAUCCCAAGCCACUGGGCGUGGCAGCUGCCAUUCCUCAUCCAGAUCCUCCCCGGUCUUCUCCUCGGUUUUGGCGCCGUGUUCCUCCCUUACUCCCCCAGGUGGUUGGCGUCCAAGGGGCGUGAAACUGAGGCCCUAAAUAGCCUGUGCAAGCUUCGCGUCCUCCCAGACACCGACCCGCGGGUUCGUCGUGAAUGGAUGGACAUUAUUGCCGAGGCCCGGUUUCAGACCGCAGUUCUAGCUGAUCGUCACCCCACUCUGGUCAGCAAAGGAGACGUAGUAAGUACCUUGAAGCUCGAAGCAGUGUCUUGGACCGACUGCUUCAAAAAGGGAUGCUUCAAGCGCACGCAAGUUGGAAUUUUCCUGAUGUUCUUCCAACAAUUCGUUGGAAUCAAUGCGUUGAUAUACUAUUCUCCCACCUUGUUUGAGACUAUGGGCCUCGACCACAACAUGCAGCUCAUCAUGUCUGGUGUUCUGAACUGUGUUCAAUUGGUGGGUGUCAUCCCCAGCCUGUGGACCAUGGACCGUUUCGGACGCCGGUGGAUUCUGCUCGUGGGGAGCUUGGGAAUGACGAUUUCUCACACUGCCAUCGCCAUACUCGUUGGCCUCUAUUCGAAUGACUGGCCAAGCCACACUACCCAGGGCUGGGUCAGUGUUGCCUUCUUGCUGCUGUAUAUGCUCGUGUUUGGAGCUACAUGGGGCCCGGUUCCUUGGGCUAUGCCGUCUGAGGUCUUCCCUUCCUCCCUGAGAGCCAAGGGCGUCGCUAUUUCUACGUGCUCUAACUGGAUCAACAACUUCAUCAUCGGUCUCAUAACUCCUCCAAUGGUCCAAGGGACAGGGUUUGGAGCUUACGUGUUUUUCGCCGCUUUUUGUUUGCUUUCCGGAAUCUGGACCUGGUUCUGCGUACCCGAGACCAACGGGAAAACGCUCGAGCAGAUGGACGAGGUGUUUGGUGACCGCACCGGACUUGACGACGUUGCAAAGAAGGAUCGGAUUUUCCGCGACGUCGUGGAUGAGCAAACUCGCUCUUCAGUAACUUUGCCAGCGUAG
Molecule: messenger RNA, 1656 nt
Organism: Colletotrichum graminicola M1.001
Lineage: Eukaryota; Fungi; Ascomycota; Sordariomycetes; Glomerellales; Glomerellaceae
Exons: 4
Coding region: 1-1656 (551 amino acids)
Biological process (GO): carbohydrate transport; transmembrane transport
Cellular component (GO): membrane
Molecular function (GO): carbohydrate:proton symporter activity
Source: RefSeq, a predicted model, not a curated record